Molecule: messenger RNA, 3741 nt
Organism: Besnoitia besnoiti
Lineage: Eukaryota; Apicomplexa; Conoidasida; Eucoccidiorida; Sarcocystidae
Exons: 11
Coding region: 1-3741 (1246 amino acids)
Source: RefSeq, a predicted model, not a curated record
AUGCUGGUGCCUCCAGAAUGUUUCGCGCCCCCAAAAUUCCUGCCUUCUUUAUGCGCCCGUUACCUGACACCGUCUGCUUGCCGGCGCGCCAGGCACGGGCGGUCUCCGUUUCGCGCUCCUCUCUCACGCGUGCUGCGGCCUCCUCCGUCUUCGUUCCUCUCCGCUCGCACCCACGCUUUGCCACCGUUCCGCUCUCUAGCCUCUGCAGGCACACGCGACUGGGGUCCUCGCUGGUCGCUCGCCUCGUUGCCGCCGCGCCUCAGCGGCGUUCCUCUGCUUGCCCUGGAGAGCGUCCGGCCUCCUCCCUCGGCAGGCCGGCUAGCCGCAGCAUGCGGGGGCGACGCCUCUGACCACCUGUGCGCAGGACCCGCUCCCUCUGGAGCCCACGGGCGAGCGCGGAGACGCCCUGGCAGGACCGAGUGGGGACGGCGGAUUCCAGGCCUGGGGACAGGCCGCGCCCGCACCGGCCUGCUUGCGCGGUCUCUGUACCCUGGCCUCGACGCCGCAGAUGAAGAGGAAGACCCGGAGCUGUUGGAAGCUAUCGAGGAGGCGGAGGAUGAUGCAGACGAGGUCGACGAUGAAGCAGAAGCGCUGCACGAUGCCCGCGAUGCCGUCGACAGCUGGCGUGGAGGAGAGGAAGUUCGGGCGCGAGGGAAGUGGCCAGGAAGGCCUGAGGGCGGUCUCGCUCGGUCCCGUGGCCUCGCGAACCCUGCCCGCGGCGAGGCGCUGGGUGCCAAGCCGAAGGCGACAGAAGGCGAGUUCGCUUUCGCUUCUCAGCGGAGCGUCUCACCAGGCCCGCAGGCCUCCGCGGCAAAUGCACCGAACCCCCAGACUCUGCCGUUCUACCGGUACCUGAGUCAUCGCCUUGAGGCAUGCAGGCACGUCGACCAAGUCCUGCGUCUCGUCGCGCGACACCGCGCACGCAUGGACGAUGUGCAUGGUGCAAUUGCGCUGCGGAGCCUCGCCAGAAUCGUCGCGUCACACGAGGAGGAAGUUGCGAGGUCGAGGGGUUGGAAGCCGCGCCAGGCAACCGGGAGCCGAGGCGGCAAAGGUCGCGCCGCUGCAGACCAGAGGGACCCGAAAAAGGAGUUGUCGGAGCUUGCCACGAAUCCCGUCUUUCUCCGGCUUCUCGAAGACUUUGCGCUCACAGUUCAGCUUCGCGGGUUUUCUCGAACGAUGGACCUCGCGUACGUCCCCUGGUCACUCGCCAAACUGCGCCUGUAUUUGCUGCCGAGUCUGCGGCCGCUGCUUCUGCAAAUUCUCCGCUCCGUAGACGUGCACACAGACGCGGAAAGUCAGGCGCCAGCAGAGAGUCCCGGUGCGGCUGCAGGGCCCGCCAGUGUGAGACGCCAACAUCGACGAGGCGGGCGCUUCAAGGAAAACGCCGACUCGAAGCGGGCUUGCGCGCUGCGUCAGCUGAGGCCUUCGGGGUUCACUUCCCUGGUCUGGGGUGCCAGCAAGUGUAUGUACACCAACCAGUCCUUCUGGCAGGAAAAGCUGGCGCCGCUCCUCCGCGAUCGAGCCGCUCUCUUGUCGCCCAAGGAGCUGUCGAUCUGCCUGUACGCCCUGGCGAACGCUGGCCUCCGUCCGCGCCCUUCGAGCCAUGCGCUUCCGGAUGCUACAGUGGCGGCUGAACAGGCGGCUGUGGCCCCGGCCGACUUGCCGCCGGCAGUGGAUGCAUCCCCUGCCUCGUCUGCGUUUUUCCGCUUCUCUGAGAGCUGGAACAGGGAGGGCGGGGUCCAGGACAGCGGCGCGCUGCUCGACGGGGGCCGCCUGUCCGCUUCGGCUGACAGCCCUGAGCGCCCACAAGGCGGCGACGCGGACGCGUUCGGCUCUUCGGAUAGGGAAGGUCUUGGCGAGGAUUCGUCUCUCUCCGCAGAGCGCCCGAACGGCGGAGAAAGCCCAGACAGGGACGCUCUGACCGAGGCCGUCGGAGCGCUUGGCCGCGCAUGUGUUGAGAAACUGGCGGACAUGGCGGCGCAAGGCCUGAGCAGCGUCGCCUGGGCCUUUGCCAAGUGGCGGUACCCCAGCGCAGCCCUCUUCCAAGGCCUCGCCUCCGAGAUCCGUCGCCGCGGGCACAAGUUCGACGCACAGACGGCGACCAUCCUGCUGUAUGCGUUUGUUCGGCUUGGCUACCUGGACGAGCCCGUCCUCGGAGUGCUCACGGAUGUUCUGGUCAAGCAGAUCGGGUCGUUUCGCAGGGAAACCUUCUCGCUCUGCGCGUGGGCGAUCGCCAAGUUGCCGCGCCACUCGACGGUCCAGCGUCUUAGCGGGUUCCUCUAUCCCGCGCUGGACGAAGCGCCGCUGCAGGGGUACAGGCGGCAGGACUUGAUUAUUCUGUUGUGGAGCGCCGCCCGCGUCCGCGGUCGUUUAGCAGAAAAUCUGGCAAGGAGAGUUUUUGUUGAGCUCAAACGGCGAAAGGACAAUGCAGACUUUCGCGCGGUCGAUAUCGCGAUGCUCCUUCACGCAUCAAGCCUUGCCGGCGUCACGGACGUAGAUCUUUUAGAACAUCUGUUGCGUCUCGUCCCGACGCUGCUUUCCCGAGGGAGGUGCUCCCUGCAAGAACUUGUGUGGAUCACAGCUAGUCUGGCGCAUCUGGGCACCGCUGACGAGGCGUUUCUCUCCUCCACUGCUGACUGUCUCGAGAAACGGAAGACCUGGGACGACGCUUCUUUCGUCCAUCUCACAUCGUUCCUCUUCUUCAGCGUCCACCUCAUGCCCUCUCUCCAGCGGACAUCUCCGUCCACGCGGCGCCUUCUGGAGCUUGUGCGAUCGCUUUUGUUCUCCCCUGCGCCUCCGCUGCCCGGCUCUUUUUCUUCAUCCUCAUCGCCUUCCGCGGCUUUCCCUGCGUCAUCACCGUCAUCGAAUCCCUCGAGCCCGUCGUCGCCUUCACUGCUUCCCUCCGGGGGGCCCUCCGCCAGUCCGCCGUUGCCUAUUUUGCAGUUGUCGCACGCGCCGCAGGCUGCCAUGAGCGUCUCAGGCGGCUCGUCGGCGCCGCAUGCAGCCGCCACGCUCUGCGAUGCUCGCCUGGCUCUGUCUACAUCGGCGGCCGCGACCCCCGCGGUGGCAAACCGAGUCCGAUUUGCUACAUCGGUCUCGCCGGCCUCCCUCAAGCCUAGUGUGUUCAUGAACGCUGCCGGCGCGUUGGCGCGAAGCGGCUUGAUCAGGAGAGACAACGGCGUGGUUCAGAGCUUCCUACGCUUCGCGGAAACGCGAACUGAGGAAAUUGAUGGCGUUGACUGGGCGAAGCUUCACGAGGCCGGAGAAAGGCUCGGACUCGGGAGUGACGAGCGCUGGCGCCGCCUUUUGGCCGAGGUGCCCAUGCGGAUUCAGCGUCGCUGCAUGCGACCCGGAGCGAGCCCUCCGGACGACGCCCAACUUCCGUUUCUGACCGAGACGGGCUGGAGAGGAAGCUACUCUGAUGGUAAGGACGAUGAGGACGCGCCGUUUGAAGUCGUUGACGAAGCGACAAUCGACAAGUAUGCGCAGGAACACCUAGCCGACGGCGCAGAUGACGACUGGGGGGACGUUGAGGUGGACCUUGGAGAGCCAAGCUCAUCACGCGAAGACUCGAGAGGAGUUCCUGAAGGCGUUGACCCAGCCGACGUUAUUACAAACGAGGAGCUCUACGCGCUGCUGAAAAGCAAACACCUUGGGGGUCAUGUCGACGAAUCCGCCGGCAGGCCGUCAUUCGACUACGCUAAGCAGAGCUCGCUUCUGGAAGCGCUGCUUGAGAAGUGA